AUGUCUGAAGAACACCCAUAUACCCAUCGAAAUGAUAACUUAGAUCCGAAUCGAUUCUAUUCAAGUGCUCAACUUGACUACCAAGAUCGAUUGUUAAAUGGAGACAUAGCCACGAAGUAUGACGCUCACAGAGACGAUGACAGGUAUUCGGCACCGUUCGACGAGGCUCUCAAUUCCCAUUCGGCUACGUUUGCUGAGGCUGACCCACAUCAACCAGGACACGACGACACCUAUGGCUACAAAGAUCACGAAAUACCUCAUCACGCUUAUCCAAACUUGACCACAAGUCAUCCGGCUUCGCAGCCGAGACGUGUGGAACGAUUUGAAUCUUAUGACCCCACAUCCGACUCAGCAUUUCUGACACAGCAACUAUACCAAUCCUCCAGAAACCCACUGGCUGCAGCAAAUACUCUAGCUGAGCUUGAAUCCGAUCGACAGCCUUAUCAUUCCCAGCAUCCAAAUUUGACAUCACUAGCCCAGUUCAAUCGACUUGCUCCUCAUAAAGUGAUACAUCAUCAACAUCACAUGGAGUCACGCCCUCAAGGUGUAAGUUAUCCCGUGUCCGGGCUGACUGAACCUUUGCCGAUCGAUCAGGAGGUUAGGGGCGUAGGUGUAACUAAACAUGCCCCAGCCGUUAGUAUAUCCAGGCUUAUAGAGCUAAAAAGGCGAGCAAAAGCGCUCGAAGAAUUGAAAAACCGAUCACUUCAUGAUCGAAUUCCAUACCCUCCUCAAGAACCAACUUGGUGUCUACCAGAAACACAUCAUUCUUCAAUACCUGUUCCAAGGGGUUUAUCAGCUCCCCAUCUUCGUGAUAUUAUUCCUCCUCGACAUCCCCCGCUAGGAACCUAUACCGUUCCACAUCCCCGUCAACCCACUGAACACUUCUCACAACAACCUGAUUAUCAUAGUCGAACACAACCUCCAUUGGCUCGACCUCGCACCUUAUCACAGCCUUUGUUGCCACCCGAUAUAUCAGAUCCUUUACUUCGUCUGCAUCAUCUAAAGGUCACAGAGAUCAUGUCUCCUGUCAAUGGUUUUGAUCUAUUUAAAUGCGUAAGUCUAUACUAUGGACGUCUUUCUGAAAUCUACAACAAAGCUGGCGAAAUCGAGUUACGACAGAUUCUGGAUCGUCCAUUAGAUGCAGUCUUAGCUUCUGACCCUUUUGCUCAAUCUAUACCGAUCGAUUAUGGAUAUGGGGCGAUGAAAAGUUUGAAUGAUUACGGUGUUGCAAAAGAACAAUUAGAUUGUAUUGACGCCAUUUGUCUAGAUGAUCUCUACCUUCUUGAACAAGUCUUACGGAAUGAUUUCUCAAUUAUUGAGAGUGAGCGAUUAAGACGAUGGAAUCGACGUAUGCGAUGGGAGGAAUUGUCAAUCCAACAACAACAGGUACAAUGGGAUGUGAUGAGCUCAACAGAUCGACGGAACCUCGGCUUAGGUUCAGGAGGCUGGUGGGCUUACCGCUUACGGAUGACCCCGCUUGAUGAUACCUAUGGUCAUCAUCGGACACUUGUUGGAACGGAUGGACUAUUUGAAGAACAACAUUCCGGUUUCAAAAAAGGAACUUUCGAAGCUCAUUAUCCUCUCUCAACUCAAACAAAAGUUAAAUUUCCAUUUUGGCGAGAUGGUGGAUUAGGACUAGGACGUAGUUUGAUCAAAUGGCUUGAAUUACCUUCAACGGAAGAACCCACUUAUGAACCCACUUCACCACUUUCACCUUCUUCGGCUGUUGUUGAUAAUCCAUCAACACAAGCUGUUGCAGUAGAGCCUCACAAUGAGGUUGAAUUACAGCAUCGGAAAGAGGAACAAAUGAUUUCUCGUAUGCGAGCUGCGUCACGCCGUCGUGCUCAAUUGAUUGCCUCGAUUCAAGCUCAAACCUUAUUACCGCCGUCCGCUGCUGAACUGGCUUUCGCUGCAUCAUAUCCUGUUGUAAAUCAUGCACAUUUCGAACAUCGUGGACAUCCUCACGGCUAUCCUGGUUUGGCAGCUUAUUCACCACAUCAUCAUUAUCCGGUUCAUCAUCACCCCGGACAAUAUCAUGCGCCUGAUCGACAACCAGUCCAUCGAAACCAUUCAGCCUUACGAAGUAAAGAUGUUAAGCCAACUAGCAAACCAAUCCCUACUUCAUCUUCAAAUAAUUCCGCAUCAGGUCUUCCUUGGGGUGUCCUCCUCUCAGAACUUCGUAAGCGACCUGGAUGGGGCGAUAGACAUCCUUCAAACCCUAAACCUAAGUCAAACCAAGAGUCUAAAGAAGACUCAACAACAAAGGUCAAAUCAGAUGAUCCGUCCAAACAUGCAAACGAUCCUACGAAAAAAUCUUCCGAUCCUAAAGAUCCAGAUUUGAAGAAGAAUGAUGAAAAGCGAGAAGCAUAUAAAAGAAUGGAAUCAUCGUAUUCAGUAACUAGUCAAGUUCCGCCACCACCAGCUUAUCAAUCAAAUGGAUCGACUAGGAAAUCAUCUCUUAAAGGUUUACCACAACCUCCUUUGUUAUACAAGGCAAAAGAGUUUCCUAGAUCAGGCUCUAGUCGAUUGGUGAAAGAACGUCCACCAACUACUAAAGAUACUUGAGUUGAUGUUUGAUAAUCUUGUGUUCAUCUUCGACUUUUUGACUGGAUUAGAUUUGAUUUUCUUUUGUUAUACAUGUGAUACCAUUUUUCUCUUCUCAAGAUCUAAAUAGAAAGUUUCACUUACAUACAUAUAAGUGAGAAAGAUGUUAUUGUACUAUAAGAAUAUCUUUUUUAAAAACAUGCAUUGCUUCAAUUUUUUCUACUCUUUCUUUUUUCUUUAAUUUUGCAUCCCAUUGUUGUAAUCUAUUUGAAAGUACUUGAAUAAUUGAAAUAGUCAUGGAUCAU
This is a messenger RNA of Melampsora larici-populina 98AG31, 2849 nucleotides long. RefSeq lists its product as uncharacterized. The record is from RefSeq and is a predicted model, not a curated record. The transcript is spliced from 6 exons. Lineage: Eukaryota; Fungi; Basidiomycota; Pucciniomycetes; Pucciniales; Melampsoraceae. The coding region runs from base 1 to 2565 and encodes 854 amino acids.